Messenger RNA from Ciona intestinalis (vase tunicate), 653 nucleotides. The record is from RefSeq and is a predicted model, not a curated record. NCBI's taxonomy places the organism in Eukaryota, Metazoa, Chordata, Ascidiacea, Phlebobranchia, Cionidae.
GUUAUUUAGCCGCCUAAGUUUUACCAACCACAACUGCUUUGUGUUUCAGUCUUUAUUUUGACUUUCUAAACACUAACUAUAAAUUGCAAUCAUGCCUGACCGACCAGACUUAGCUGAAGUGAGCGAAUUCGACAAAACCAAUCUCAAGAAAGCUAAAACUUGCGAGAAAUCUGGUGCCGUUGAAGGUUACGCGCAGGAGAAGGCCUUGAAGGAAAUAGGGCAGUUUCAAAAAGACAAACUGAAACACACCGACACGGAGGUUAAGAAUAAACUGCCGACACAACAAGAAAUUGACCAAGAAAAAUCGAACGAAUUUUAGGUCAAGAGAAAGAAAAACAAAAACUCUUUAAAUAUUUCGUAAAUCGUUUUGGUCGUCAUUUAAUAUAAGUUUUAGACCAACUGCUAAAUUAAGCGGUGUGGUAUAAUUGUUUAGUCUAUAGUACUUGAUGGUUAAUGUUUUGUUGUGAAGCAAAUUUAUGCGGGCCGCGCAGGAACUGCCAAUCUCUCCUGUAGCGCCCUCUGACGGACGUUAGAAUGUAGUCUAAAUUGCGGUCGUAUUGGGCAAUUCUUAUUAUUCCAGAUUUAAUUAGCAGUUCUUACACCUUGCUCUUAAUCAAUUGUAACUCUGUAAAUAAAUUCCCACUGGUCUUAUA